Miscanthus lutarioriparius is the source of this 2391-nucleotide messenger RNA. Lineage: Eukaryota; Viridiplantae; Streptophyta; Magnoliopsida; Poales; Poaceae. The record is from the annotation of a GenBank genome assembly.
AUGUCCGGCCGCCACGCGCCGCACCUCCGGCUGGCCGUGCCGCCGCGGCUCUCCGCGCACCCCUCCUUCCGCUUCCCCUCCACGCCGCUCCCCACCCCGUCGAAAUCCCGCGGCCUCCCCUACUCCUCCUCCGCCGCCUCGCCGUCCUCCUCCCCCUACGCCGCCGCGCUCCUCCGCCUGCUCGUGCUGCACGCGCUCUUCCUCCUCGCGCCCUCCGUGCGCGCGCUCCCGUCCCUGGCCCACGCGCUCGCGCUAUCCUCGCCCCUCACGCUGCUCUCGGCCGCCGCGCUCCUCCUCCUCCACUUCGCCGCCUCGGCCCGGAAGACCCACCACCAGCCUCACCACCCGUUCCCGGGGAUCCCCGCUCUCCUCCGCCCGGCCCUCCUCCUCGCGCUCUCUAUCCUCCUCCGGCUCGUGGCCCUCCGCUUCCUCCCCUCCCCGGGCCUCCUCGUCCUCGCGGACUCCGCCGGCUCCCUGCUCGCCCGCGCCCUGCGCCGGCCCUCCCGCCGCCGAGUCCUCUCCGUCGCCGUCGCCGCCUUAUCCCUUGCCUGCAUCUCCCCUUCCGCUUCCGUCAUCCUCGCGAUCCCCUUCGCCUCUGGCUUCCUUUCCUCGGCCGAACAAUCGGCCGCGGCGCGGCAUGCCACACGCACUCGGCGCGCUCGCGCAGCGGCAUUUGCUCUCGCCGCUGCCUUUCUCUCCGUGCCGGCGCUUGUGGGUCUCUCCUUUUUCGGUGGCAGCGAUGCGGGCGACGCUCCUGACGCAGCAGUGCCGUUCGGCCCGCUCUGGUGGCUGCUGCUUAACUCUGCCUUCUUUGGCAUGGCUUUGGGGCGACGGCAGGAGCAUGGCAGCGGAGGCGGUAGGCCGAGUGUGGAUUUUGCAAUGACGUUCUUAUGCACUCUUGUUCUAGAGCUGCUGUACUACCCAAAGCUGUCUUUACCGGGCUUCUUGAUCUGUGGAUUCCUCUUGUGGACCGCCAGCAGGGAGCUGGCCCCUGCAGGAUAUGUGCAGCUUGGUACCGAAGAUGCCUCGGAGUCAGUUUUUGAGGCGGUCAUGGGGCCAGCUAGGCAUAUCUUGAGUGAGCGGAAGUCGAGGAAGAUUGCUGCGUUUCUAUUGAUCAAUACAGCCUACAUGUUUGUGGAAUUUGGCAGUGGGUUCAUGAGUGAUAGUCUUGGGCUGAUCUCUGAUGCUUGUCAUAUGUUGUUUGAUUGUGCUGCACUGGCAAUUGGUCUCUAUGCGUCCUACAUCGCGAGAUUGCCUGCAAAUGGCAUGUACAACUUCGGAAGGGGCAGGUUUGAGGUCCUGUCAGGGUAUGUCAAUGCAGUGUUCUUGGUUCUUGUUGGUGCGCUGAUUGUGUUGGAGUCAUUUGAGAGGAUUCUUGAGCCUCGGGAAAUAUCAACUAGUAGUCUUUUGGCAGUUUCAAUAGGUGGACUUGUCGUAAACAUAAUCGGAUUGGUGUUCUUUCAUGAGGAGCACCACCAUGCUCAUGGUGGUACCUGUUCUCACUCCCAUUCACAUUCUCAUUCACAUCAUGGCCAUGGACAUCACCAACACCAUGACUCUGAAGAUCACAAACAUCAUGAUCAUGAUCAUCACGGUGCUAAUAAUGUGAAGGCAUGUUGUGAUCAUCAUGGAGAUGACAGCCAUCGCCAUGAUCACCAUGGCAAUAGUAAUAGCGAGGGCAUUCAUAACAAUAUCAUGGAUAACACCUGCAAGGAGAAGCAUAGCCAUAGCCAUGGCCAUGAGCAUCAUCACCAUGAACAUUCGGACCAUUGCCAUGAGAGCAGAGAUCAUGCUCAUCAAAAUUGCAACAGUAUUAGUAUUGAGCAACAGCUUCUUGACAUUCCUCUUAGCAAUAUAUCUUCUCAUGACACAGAAGGUCACUCUUCAAAAGCAGGAUUGAGACCAUCAGAUUCUGGAAACAGUAAUAAGUCAGGACACCGGCAUCACAUUGAUCACAACAUGGAAGGAAUCUUCUUGCAUGUCCUAGCUGACACAAUGGGAAGCGUUGGUGUUGUAAUAUCAACCUUACUGAUCAAGUACAAGGGAUGGCUUAUAGCCGAUCCCAUAUGCUCAGUAUUCAUUUCAGUAAUGAUUGUAUCUUCUGUUCUUCCUUUGUUAAGGAAUUCUGCUGAAAUUCUGUUGCAGAGAGUCCCGAGGAGUCAUGAAAAGGAUUUGGCUGUAGCAUUGGAUGAUGUUAUGAAAAUUGAUGGUGUCCUUGGAGUCAACAAUGUUCAUGUAUGGAACUUAACUAAUACUGACAUUGUAGGCACUUUUCACCUACAUGUAUCAGCAGAAGCUGACAAGUCUUCCAUAAGAAAUAAAGCUUCACGGAUAUUUCAAGAAGCUGGGGUUCAAGAUCUGACUAUCGAGAUUGAGUGUGUUAAAAGGUAG